AUGGCCAGCAAGAUCUCACUCCCAGACUCAAGAACGUUAUCAUACGUUCUCGAUGAAACUCCCAAGGACGGGCCCAUUGUCCUGCUUUCAAACUCGUUAUGCGCUCCUUUUGGCGCCUGGGAUCACUUCGUUAAGAUACUCAAUAGCAAUGGGUUCCGAACACUGCGGUAUGAUCAAGUAGGGCACGGUCAAUCUUCAUCUCCCCCAGAAUUAAACACGACAUUUGACUCCAUGGCCGCCGACGUCUAUGCUCUUCUUCAGGCCUUGAACAUUCCAAGUUUACACGGCUGGGUUGGCGUAUCAAUGGGCGCGGCAAAGGGGGUAUUCUUCGUUUCUAAAUAUCCGAAAAUAAUUCGCAAACUCGUCAUUUGCGACACCAUUUCAGCUUCCCCUGUCAAUCUUGGUGGUGCCGAUGUUUUUGGUCCAAGAGUUGCAGCCGCUAGAGAAGCUGGCCAUCUAGAAGACGCUGUUCGGUCAACCCUGGAUCGCUGGUUUGGCAAGACCUGGGUCGAGGAAAAUCCCAAGGAGGCCGAUCGGGUGAGAAAUGUCAUGAGAGGCACUACACUUGAUGGUUUUGAGGCUUGCUGUCACGCUUUGAGAAGCUCGAGCUUUGACUUGCGGCCAAUCCUGAAAGACGUUGGUUCCUCAGUUGAAGAUGCCCUUUGUGUGGUUGGAGAGAAGGAUGCGAACCUACCUCAGACUAUGGAUGAGAUGAGGGAAGAGAUAGAGGUAGGGUUCAGGGCGUCCGGAAAGGACAACAUCAUCCGUCUCGAGGUGAUAAAGAAUGCUGGACACGUUUGCUUCAUCGAUGGACUUGAACAAUUCUCAGAGAUUGUCGUGCCUUGGUUGAACAAAAAUUAG
Messenger RNA from Clonostachys rhizophaga, 861 nucleotides. The record is from the annotation of a GenBank genome assembly. Lineage: Eukaryota; Fungi; Ascomycota; Sordariomycetes; Hypocreales; Bionectriaceae.